This is a messenger RNA of Effrenium voratum, 2943 nucleotides long. The record is from the annotation of a GenBank genome assembly. NCBI's taxonomy places the organism in Eukaryota, Dinophyceae, Suessiales, Symbiodiniaceae.
AUGGCAGACCUCAUAGAGCUGCCACCUGAAGAUCCGGGAUGUGGCAUUGAUGACAUCUUCGGCACCGGCAGUGGCCUCUUCACAUCUGGUGGCAGUGCCAGUGCUGGCAGCACUUCUGCAGGUGCUGCAGCUGCACCAGCUGGCCUGGACUUGCCCGAGGAUGUGUCAGACGGCAGUGAUUUGGAGAACUGCCAGUUACUUGGCUGUGUGCAAAUGUUCACUCCAUCUGCAACACGAGCUCGAGUUGAGCAGUUCCAUGAUCUAACUGCCAAGCAGACACGGGAAGAGCGCUCUGUGUUCUUCUUCGACUUGCUGCGGAGGAUGAUGCUGUCCGAGAAGGGCAACUAUCAGCCAGUUCGGCAGUUUACCUUUCUCGGCCAGAAGGUGUGCCACCAGGCUUUUUUGAUUCUGACAGGGGUCAGCAAGGCCUAUGUGCGCCGCUUGAUGACUGCCAUUGAGAGUGGCGCCCUGCAGCCUCCAACUGAUGGCCGAACCUGUCGGACAGUGAGGGACCAGCCACAGAGGUCAUCAGUGGACAGCUUCUUCGACUUUUGCUACUGGAUGAUAGCUGAGCCUUUGGCAGAGACUCUGACAGAUCAGCUGGAGCCCGACACAGUGCAUGCCAGCAUGGUGGCCAAGGUUGAGCAGGAAGCUCAGCAGCCAGUGGUCCCCACUGCUGAAUGGAUCCUGGCUGGCAGCAACCCAGUGGUGGCAGCAAGCAAGGACAUGGAUGAGCGGGAACAGCGCUGGCUUCCACAUUGCCGCAUUGCAGAUCUGUACGAGCAGUACUGCUUGGGCUUUGUGCCGCAAGGCCAAGAGCCUGCUUCCUCCACAUUGUUCUACAAGCUUUGGCGUGAGCACUGGGCUGGAAUCCUUCGCAUUCGAAAGUCUGCUCAGCAUGCAAGAUGUCAGAGCUGUGUCCUGUACUCAGAGUACAGGGCAAAGGCCAGGUCUGAGGAAGUGAAGGAGAGCAUCCAGAAGGCUUACACCAAGCAUUUGGCUGGAGUUUUUGCCGACCGUGACCUGGGGAGGAGGAUGGCGCUGCAGAGUGAGCAGUCCAAUCAAUUGAGCUCCCCAUUGCCCCACUCCAAGCGAACUCUCUAUGUAUGCUUGGAUGGAAUGGACCAGGCGAAGUUCAAGCUGCCCCGCCACAAGCAGGCGCAAUCUGGGAAGGUGUGGGAAACCUUGCAUCGCCCGGCGCUCCACAACAUCCUAGUCUUGAUUCAUGGAGUUUGCGAGUGCUACUUCCUGAUGAAUCUGGACCAGAAAAAGGAUUCAAAUUGCCAAUGCACGGUGCUUUGUGGCCUGGCAGCGAUAGUCAUGGGUUUUGGUUUGACUGUUGUUGGCGCAUUAAGUUUUUCAUUGGCUAGGAAGAACAAAGUUAGGGGCAAGAGCCAGUCAAUCAGCCACUCAGGCCGUGCCAUUGACAUUGCGGCCACCUUGCUGCAGUCUCGCAAUAUGUGCCUGCCAAGCCACUGGGUGAUUCAGGCUGACAAUACCCCACGAGAGGGUCGCAAUCAAUGGCUGGCACUGUGGGCUGGGCAUAUGGUGGCAUCUGCCCGAGCAGCAUCCAUUUCAUUAUGCUUCUAUCGUGUGGGGCACACGCAUAAUGAAGUGGAUCAGCGGUUUUCAAUGCUGGCCAGCAUCAUGAACCGGGCGAAUGUGAUCCAGACCCCUCAGGAGCUGAAGAGGCUGAUUGAGUCGGAGCACCAUCAGGCGAAGGGCCGGGAGAUCUUCGCUGAGAUCAUGCCAUCCUCCUUCAACUUUCAGUCCUGGCUGUCGCCGAUGGGCGUGUCGUUGACUGGAAUGGUGUACCAAGAGGGCCUCACGGUCAAUCAUGUGUUUCGGGUGGUGCGACGAGGAGACCUGCAGAAGCAUGCCGGAAGCGAGAAGUGGACGGUGACAGCGCCAGCUGCAGCGGAGGUGGACGAUCAAGACGCGAUCCUGCUUACAAAGCACUGGAUGUCAUCGAGCCACCUGAGCCAAAACCCGAUCCUUUUGGUGCCCAAGGCGCAGGUGAAAGCAGUGCAGCCAGCUGAUGGUCCACCACAUACCCUGCCGAACAAUGAGAUGACUGACAGUCAGAGGCAGCAGUUUGAGCGGACUGCAAAGUUUGUGGAGAAGCCGCCUUGGCACAUGACCGAUGCCAGUGACUAUCUCCGAGGCUUGUGCCACCGCAGUGAGCACCGGAUGGUGCCAGCUCCAGAGCCACUGGUUUUGUAUCAGAAGAGGCCAACCUUGCCAGCACCAGACGCAUUAACAGGUGAGCUGUCGGAGGAGUGGAAGGACUUUGCCCCGGACAGCCCCCGGCUGCAAGCAGUUCAGGUUCACCCAGUGGCACCAAAGGUGCCAAAGGCCAACCAGAAGCGGCCCAACAAUGCACAGCAGGAGGAUUCUGACCCAGAGGUUGAGCAGCUGUUGGCAGUCCAGCAGGCCGAGCUCCCUCCUCGUGCAAAAGCAAGAGGACGUCCCAAGGGCCAGCCAAAGGCGCCCCCAGCAAUGAAACGACCAGCUGGCAAUGAGGCCCCCGUGCCCAAAGCCAAGGCCAAGGUAUCCCCACCCAUUGCCAAGCCACCCGCACCUUCAGUGCCGCCGACAAGCACUGAGACUGCUGGCCCACCUUCAGUGCCACUUACAAGCACUGAGACUGCUGGCCCACCUUUGGUGCCACCGACAAGCGCUGAGACUGCAAAGCAGCCUCCACCGCAAGCCAAGGGUGUGCAAUCCCAGCCUGCCAAGGCCACCGAGCCAGUUUCAGUGGAAUCUGCAAAGGCCAAGCCUAAGCAGUCUGCAAAGGCCAAGCCAGCUGCAGUGCAAUCUGCAAAGGCAAAGGCCAAGCCAGUUGCAGCGCAAGCUGCAAAGGCCAAGCCUAAGUUUGGGUGCAGCAAGUGCAGAUUUGCACGUGGCUGCAGCACAUGCAAGAACUACCGGCCGGAGCCAUGA